UAUGGACUGCCACUGACUAUAGUCAUCAUCUCUGCUAUCACCUACCCAGAUGGAUAUGGUACCACACAACACUGUUGGUUGUCUCUGGAGAGAGGAUUCAUCUGGAGAUUCUUUGGCCCAGUGUGCACCAUCAUCAUCCUCAACGCUUUCUUCUUCAUCAUCACUGUCUGGAGGCUUGCCCAGAAGUUCUCUAGUCUCAACCCUGACCUCUCCAACCUACGCAAGAUCAAGGUGUUCACAGUGACAGCAGUGGCCCAGCUGUGUGUGUUGGGUACUAUGUGGAUAUUUGGAGUGUUCCAGUUCCAAGAGGAGGGGACAGUGGUCAUGACAUAUCUCUUCACUAUCCUCAACUCUCUACAGGGAGCACUGCUGUUCAUCAUGCACUGCCUACUGAACAAAACGGUAUGG
Messenger RNA from Oncorhynchus nerka (sockeye salmon), 408 nucleotides. RefSeq names its product adhesion G protein-coupled receptor E5-like. Gene Ontology annotation, cellular component: plasma membrane. Gene Ontology annotation, biological process: cell surface receptor signaling pathway; adenylate cyclase-activating G protein-coupled receptor signaling pathway. Gene Ontology annotation, molecular function: G protein-coupled receptor activity. The transcript is spliced from 3 exons. The annotation marks the transcript as partial. The record is from RefSeq and is a predicted model, not a curated record. NCBI's taxonomy places the organism in Eukaryota, Metazoa, Chordata, Actinopteri, Salmoniformes, Salmonidae.